Blepharisma stoltei is the source of this 586-nucleotide messenger RNA. The record is from the annotation of a GenBank genome assembly. Lineage: Eukaryota; Ciliophora; Heterotrichea; Heterotrichida; Blepharismidae.
AUGUCAGAAAGCACUGAUUGUUCAAGCUCUCAAGGCAGGUGGACGAAAGAAGAAAAUAGGCGAUUCAUGGAAGCUCUCAAUCUUUAUGGUAAGGACUGAAAAAAGAUUUUAGAUUAUGUUCAAACAAGAUCCAUGGUCCAGAUUAGGUCCCAUGCUCAAAAAUAUUUUUAUAUCUUAUAUCAUUAAUUUCUUGUUUAGAUCGGAAAUAUAAACUCUCAUCAUUAAACCUCCAAAUGUAAAAAUAAUUAGUUCUGUGAGUAAUAUAAAAGUCGAGAAAAAGAAAAAGAAGAAGAAGGAAGAGCAGGUUCUGGGGAUUCCUCAAGAGACUAGAGACUAUGACUCGCUUACUCCCAAAGAAAAACUCGACCAAGCUUUACUUCACUUGCAAUGCGCACAUCUAAUUCAAGCAUUUAGAACCGAUUUAAAUGUAUUGUAUCAACAACUUAUUAACGUAACUCCUCCUCCUCAAACGCAGGGAGAAGAUAUUCUGCCUUCAUUGCCAGAGCACUGAUGUUCCAGGAGAUCUCAAUGAAGCUCCUGUCCGUGCUUUCACAUGGAAAAGGAGGUUUUUAUCCUAAUUUAUUAG